CGGCGGGCUGAUCGCCGGAAUGUUCCGUAAGACGCCCAAAGAGAAGCCGUCUCCGUCUCCGUCGUCUCCUGCCGUGACGGUCAGCAAAGCAGAGAGCGAUUCAGAAGAUACGGCAGAACCAGAAGACCAGGAAAAGCGAGGCUUCUUCUCUAAGAAACCCAACAGAAGAGACGAGGCGGCUGAACAGGACGGCCUCAGUGGUCGAGGGGAGCUUUCUGCAAGCAACGACAGUCUGUCUGACAACGGCAACAAGAAGGAGAAAGGAGGAAUAUUCAGCGGGAUCCUCCGAAAGUCUCCCAAGAUUCCAGCAGAGGGAGCAGCUGAGCAGGAGAAAGGAGGCGCUUUCGGUGGAAUGUUCAAGAAAUCUCCCAAACCGCCUGAGGAGGCUGCAGAGCCGCUGCACGGCGAGCUCUCCGCCAGCACGGACAGCCUAUCGGAGAAAGGAGGCGUGUUCGGCGGACUCCUCAAGAAGACCCACAGGCCCAGAGAGGAAAACCUGUCGGCCCAGAAAUCUCUUUCAGCGAGCAGCGACAGUCUGACUGACGGCGGCAGCACAAAGGAGAAAGGAGGCGGUGCGUUCGGCGCUCUGUUCAGGAAGUCUCCUCGAGCGGCGGAGGAAGAAGCUCAGUCCACAGACGAUGAACUCUCGGGCAGCAGAGAAGCUCUCAACGUCAAGGAAAGGGCGGAGUCCCCGGAGCGAGAAGCUCGGGAGGAGCUGUCGGCUGGCGACGACCAGCCGGCCGAGAGCGCCGCCGCCGCCAAGGAGAAAAAUAUCUUCAGCAACAUGUUCAAGAAGCCACAGAAACCAGCGGAGGACGAGGAGCCGGAGGAGAAACCAGACGUCUGGUCAUCCGGCAGCUGUGAGAAUCUGUCUGACAACGUCCCAAAGGAGAAGCGAGGGGGCCUGGCGGGUAUCUUCAAAAGGUCCGUCAGCGUGGACGACUUGUUCGACGAGGAGAAAGGACUGUUCAGUGGACUGAAGAGGAAAACACCCAAAGGCUCCGAGGCCGAGGACAGCGACGCCCAGAAGGAAGGACACGGCAACGCCCCCGGCAACGCCCCCGGCAACGCCAAGGAGAAAAGUAUGCUAAGCGCGAUGUUCAAGAAGACUCCUAAAGCCGCCGAGGACGAGGUGACGACCUCGACCCCGAAGGAGUCAAAUGAUGACAAGAAGUUAUCUGCCAGCCGGGAAAAUCUAUUAGACACUUCAAAGGAGAAGACUGGAGGACUCUCUGGGAUCUUUAAGAAGUCUCCUAAACUGGCUCCACGCUCGGUCGCUAAUCAGGAUCCUCUCCAGGACUCAAAGGAUUUGUCUGCCAGCUGCGACAGUCUCACUGAGGAUGCUCCUCCGGCUGUCGGUGAAACGUCAACCAGCAACGACAACCUGUCCGAAGCAACGAGCACCCCGAAGGAGAAAACAACUGGGUUUUCUAAUAUGUUCAAGAAGACGCCGAAAACACAACAGGCGGCAAAUGGCGAGGACACGAAGGAGCCAGAAAGAGGCGGGCUGAAACGCAGGAGGACCAUCAGGAGGAAGAAGCGAGUUGUGUCAUUCAGAGUCAAGAGAACUCUUCCCGAAAUAACAAAACUCAAUCGAACUUCGGAGAGAUCGGAUAUGACGGCCAUCAUGGAGGAGUCCUUUGAGCUGCAGGAGCUGAACGUGGCACCGGAGAACCGAGUGGAGAUCCAGCCUGUGGAGAUGGCGGCUUAUCCCACCGAAGAAAACCCUCUUACCUCUGAACAGGAAACCGACGAUGACCUGAUGGACUGGUGGAACACGGUCAAAGGCUGGGCCGAGUGGAACGAGGCGUCUCACCUCCAGGAGGGCGACGAGCAGAUGCUGAUGCAGCAGGCGGCGGACCGCGUCUACAUGGCGGCGCGUCUGUUCGUGCGCCUGUUCAACCGGCGCGGCGCGUUGCUGCAGCGCCGCAUCCUGGAGCUGCUCGCCAUGGCGGACGCCGCGGACGAGUUCCACAAGAAGACGGUGCAGGCGGCGGUGGGCGGCGGCGUGGCGAGCAUCGCCGGCAGCAUCGCCACCAUCACGGGCCUCAUCCUGGCGCCCUUCACCUUCGGCGCCUCCAUCAUCGUCACGGCGGUGGGCAUCGGCGUGGCGACGGCCGGCAGCAUCACGUCGGCCACGGCCAACAUCACCGACACGGUGCGCUCCAACAUGGAGCGCAAGAGGCUGGAGAAGAUGAUCCAGGGUUACCAGGACGACAUCAAAGACAUCCGGCAGUGCCUGGAGUUCGUCCAGGCGGGCAUGGACACCCUCCAGGAGUGGGACUUUGAGAAGUUCUCUGAGAGCGUGGCGAAGAAGGCGAUGAACCACAACCUGAAGCACGUGAUGAAGGAGGGCGGCCGGGCGGGCAAGGCGCUGAUGAUCAACACGGACAAGCUCAUCAGCACCGUGCAGGUGCUGGGCGUGGCGGGCGGCGCCGCCAAGGCGGUGCAGGCCAUCAGCAUCACCACGGGCGUCAUGUCAGCGCUCUUCCUCGCGCUGGACGUCUUCUUCCUCGCCAAGGACUCCCACGAGCUGCGCAAGGGCGCCAAGACCAAGUUCGCCACCAAGAUCCGUGACGUGUGCAAAGAGCUGCAGGACGGCCUGCUGGAGCUGAACCGCGUGAAGACCGCGCUGCAGAAGACCAUGGACGGCAUUGAGGUGGAGGAGUACGAGGAGGUGCAGGAGGUGGAGGAGGAGGUGGACGACGACGACGAAGACGAGUCGGACCCGCGCAAGCUGGCGGAACAGGACCUCCUGGAGGAGAAGCUGGACAGGAAGGUGGAGGAGGAGAAGAAGAAGAAGAGCAAAGAGAUGGAGAAGAAGGACAAAGAGGAGGUGGAGGAGGAGAAGGAGAAGAAGAAGAAGAGCAAAGAGAUGGAGAAGGACAAAGAGGAGGUGGAGGAGGAGAAGAAGAGCAAAGAGAUGGAGAAGGACAAAGAGGAGGUGGAGGAGGAGAAGAAGAAGAAGAGCAAAGAGAUGGAGAAGAAGGACAAAGAGGAGGUGGAGGAGGGAAAGAAGGAGAAAGAGAUGGAGAAGAAGGACAAAGAGGAGGUGGAGGAGGAGAAGAAGAAGAAGAGCAAAGAGAUGGAGAAGAAGGAC
This is a messenger RNA of Pseudoliparis swirei, 3100 nucleotides long. RefSeq lists its product as uncharacterized. The record is from RefSeq and is a predicted model, not a curated record. The annotation marks the transcript as partial. Gene Ontology annotation, molecular function: lipid binding. NCBI's taxonomy places the organism in Eukaryota, Metazoa, Chordata, Actinopteri, Perciformes, Liparidae. The transcript is spliced from 32 exons. Gene Ontology annotation, biological process: lipid transport; lipoprotein metabolic process. Gene Ontology annotation, cellular component: extracellular region; membrane.